Messenger RNA from Penicillium malachiteum, 1719 nucleotides. It is a transcript of the gene ptcA, whose product is annotated as type 2C protein phosphatase PTC6. Gene Ontology annotation, molecular function: protein serine/threonine phosphatase activity; cation binding. The record is from RefSeq and is a predicted model, not a curated record. Gene Ontology annotation, biological process: protein dephosphorylation. NCBI's taxonomy places the organism in Eukaryota, Fungi, Ascomycota, Eurotiomycetes, Eurotiales, Aspergillaceae. The transcript is spliced from 3 exons. Bases 1 to 1719 code for a protein of 572 amino acids.
AUGUUCCCCCACGCCAACUUGAAUGUCUUUUCACUUCAAUCACUCCAAUCACUUCUACAAACCACUCUCUCUACCACGAUCCAUGGGCCAUUCAUGAUUGUCACUUCAGCGAGGCGAGUAACAGGCCGGGCCUGGGCCUUGGCCGGGUGUUACACAGCCCUCUCCCCUCCUCGACAAUUACGAUACUACAGUUCAGAAGCCCAGACAUCCAAUGAGCUUCCAGUCCAGAGGAAGCCGCCCCAGUUCCGCGACUACUUCGUUACCCAUUUACCUUCGUCAUCACUUCAUCCUGAUCCUCGGGGGCCGACCUCCCCAUUUCACAAACUACCUCGUUCCGAAUCAGUACCGCAUACGGGCGAUAUUUCACAUUCCCCAACAUCGUUUCAGCCUUUGAUCGACCGAGAAACGACAGUUGUGAGAAUCCCGCUACGCAGUGCGAAGCAUCAUUUCGGAGCAGUCUCAGCCCGUGGCACCCGACCAGCAAAUGAAGAUUCAUACCAAGCCGGCGUUAUUGAUAUUCCUGCGUUUGCAAAGCGUCCGCCAGCAUCACUGACCAUCAAUCGAUCCUCAAGAUAUCCACGGGAAUCCCGUGCCGCAGACACCGCCAGCGGCGACCCGCAAAUAUUCUACUUUGGAAUCUUUGAUGGCCACGGCGGAGCGGAAUGCAGUACCUUCCUAAAGGAAUAUCUGCACGAAUACAUUCAAAAUGCGGCCGCAGAUUUUCAGGUCCAGUCUAGUCUCCGGCCCCAGCAACCUGUGAAUGGAGGCGAUUCGCUUCCAGUCAUGCAGAAAAAGAGUCUUCUCAACAGCUGGAGACGUCUAGUCGGUGGCUACUUUAAGCGAUUCAAGCCACCUUACUUUUCUUACUACGGUGCUGACUCCGCAGACGCCGUAUCUAACGACACGGUGUCAAUCGAAGAGGUCAUGGAGUUUGCAUUCCUGCGCGCUGAUCUAGACUUCGUCAAAGCGCAAGCAGCCAAGCGGGACGAUGAUAUGGCCUUGGCUGAGAAGCCAUUGAACGAGAACGAGAUUCUUCACUCUCCCAGUCUCACCCGCACCCCGCAAAUUGGCGGUCGCUCACGAUUCAAGGGCGGUAGUACUGGAUCUAUUGCAAUGAUCUCUACUCCUAGCCCGACACCGUUUUGGCAUCCUGCAGGUCCUUCUAGCCUUUUAGUUGCUCAUGUUGGUGAUACCAGAGUUCUACUCUGCUCCACAGCCACCGGCGAGGCAAUCCCUCUCACUUCUAAUCACCACCCAUCAUCGCCCAUAGAAGCUGCGCGAUUGCGUCGGUACGCUGCCACUUUCGUUACAGACUCAUUCGGCGAGGAACGCAUGAGUGGCCUUGCCAAUACCCGUGCCUUUGGUGACGUGCAAUCCAAGCGUAUUGGCGUCUCCGCUGAGCCAGAGGUUAACCGCAUCGAAAUGGGACCAGCCGAGUACUCGUUCAUAGUAAUGAUGUCCGAUGGUAUCAGCGGCACACUUCUUGAUCAAGAAGUGGUCGAUAUUGUUAAGGAGGCCAGAACACCUGAACAAGGCGCUCGGGAUGUGGUCAGCUUUGCCACCGAGGUCACCAAAGAAGGCGACAAUGCUACAUGUCUCGUUAUCAGACUAGGUGGCUGGGAACGUCGUCUUGAGGGUGGUGUGGGUAGUCUGGGAUCGAAGGAGUCUCGCGAGUGGCGGCGUCAGGAUGCCACCGAUCCGCGCAGGUCACGGACAUGA